Molecule: messenger RNA, 2175 nt
Organism: Mytilus californianus (California mussel)
Lineage: Eukaryota; Metazoa; Mollusca; Bivalvia; Mytilida; Mytilidae
Product: CCN family member 1-like
Exons: 5
Coding region: 244-1335 (363 amino acids)
Biological process (GO): cell adhesion; signal transduction
Cellular component (GO): extracellular region; extracellular matrix
Molecular function (GO): integrin binding; heparin binding
Source: RefSeq, a predicted model, not a curated record
GACAAUUGCCGAGCAAUUCGCGUGUUUUCAAAUACAAGAUAGAUUUCUCACGGCACAGUAAUUUGUUUAACGUAAUCUCUAAUCUUUUUACUGUAAGACGUUAGUUAAAAGGACUCGCUAUUGAUACAAUUGACAUUUUCAGCUCGGAUAUUGAUAUACAUAAUAUUGAGAAAAUGUUGGAUUAUACGUAAUUGAAAGUUGGUUAUAUAAUUGAAAACUCGUUAAAGAAGAUAUAUAUUGGCAAUGGAAAAUUUAUGUUUUGUGACAAUUUUAGUUUAUGGAUUUUUAACUAACUUAUCGCAUACUGCAACUGCAGAGGAACCGUGCUACGGGUGCCAGCUUUUUAAUGUUAGAGAUAAGGAACAAAAAUCACGAAGAGCGAUAGAUAGCGAGUGUCCAAGAGUUUGCGACUGCCCAUACAAACAGUUAAAUUGUGAAUAUGGUGUACCACGUGUGAUAGAUGGAUGUGGCUGUUGUCACAUGUGUGCCCGACAAUACGGUGACACGUGUAGUGUUAUAGACAGGUGUGAUACAGAUAAAGGAUUAUACUGCGAUCUUCUGCCUAAUGCGCAGCAUGGCAUUUGUAAAGCUAAUACUCCAAAAGCAUGUGUGAUCAAUGGCAAAAGUUAUAAUGAUGGCGACACGUUUUAUCUUAACAAUAAUUGUAGAAAUCGUUGCACUUGUCAAAAUGGACAUUAUGGUUGCGUUGACUUGUGUCCUCAAGAGUACCGGAAGCCGUCUAUGAUAUUUUGCCCCAAUGCCGAAUUGAUGGCUGUGAGAGGACAAUGUUGUAAAGAAUGGAGCUGUUUGAAACCAAAUAAAACAGAGUCUAACAAAAUACCAAGACACGUUACAAACAAUUACAAAAUACGCCCGCAAAAUAAUCCAACAUGGGUUGAAGAAUCUAAACAACUAAAUGAAGUGAUACACACUGGUGUCACUGACUGUUCCCUAAACGAAACAAAAUGGAGCCAAUGUUCAGUCACAUGUGGUGUAGGAAUAUCUGUUCGUAUGGCACCAAAGCACUGCAGGCGGAAGGAAGACACAAGGUUGUGUUAUUUACGCCCAUGUGGAACAGUAUUGUAUAGUAAUGAUCGAAAGAAAAAAUGUACGCCAACAACACGGAUAACAAAGAAAGAACGAAUUUCUUAUAAAGACUGUCACAGUGUACGGGCGUACAGAUUGAAGUUUUGUACUAAUUGUAAAGAAAAACAAUGUUGUUAUCCAAAAAGAACAAAGACCAGAGAAAUUGAGUUUCUCUGCAACGAUGGACGUUAUGAAUACUUUAAGUAUGCAUGGAUCAAAAGAUGUAAAUGUAGUAGGAGGUGUAAAUAGAUAACGUAAAUACUUUUGGUGUCUGAUAUUUAUUGAAAUUAAUAUCUAGUAAUUAUAUAUACAUGUACAUUUGUAUUAUCUGGUUUGUCGUUUGAUCUAUGUGGUCAUAUAGGAAAUGUGGUGUUUAAAGUGAAAUAUUUAUUAUUAUCAUAACACUUCCUUAUUUGUGCAAUAUUUUUUUAAUAUAGGUUUAAAAAAAAUUUAAUGAAAAAAAAAUUUCCUCUAAAUACUAUUUGGCUAUGUAUGACCCGUAAUAGCAUAUAGUAUGGAAAAUCACCAUCGAUGGAAUUUUUUUUUACGUUCAAAAAUAAGAAUAUAAAUAGAUUAACAAAUCGUUAUUUUUAUUAUGGAAUUCGAUAUUUUAACUGGAGACUAUGAGUUUUAUUUUAUUUUCAAUAUAUGAUUCAUAUAGCUAUAUCAGGCUAUAUAUAUAUACCUUUUAAUGAUAAGCAGUUGCAAAAUUGGCUGCUAUUCUUAUAAUUCUUAUACGUUUAUUAUAUAAGAAAAAUAGGGAAAUAUUUUUAUGUACAUAUACAUUCUUAAAGACUAAAACUGUAAUUGAUAUCUCAAAUUAAUGUUUUUAUAUCUGUUUCAGUAGUUUGCAUAUCAUGUAAAUAUGUUAUAUUUUAUACAAUCAUAGUUAUAAUUCUUGAUUAUUAACAUAUCAAGUUGUAUUGUGUUCUGUAUAUAUGCUUCGGCUAUAUUGGUUGUGGUCUGUGUUGUAUGUCUAAAUUGAACAAACGAAACGCAAAAUUGCUUGACAUGCAUUGAGCAUGUAACUAAUUACAUUUUUGAUCUAAAACAUUCAGUAUUGUUAUUUGAUUAAAAAAGAUAAUUAUA